Molecule: messenger RNA, 1098 nt
Organism: Drechmeria coniospora
Lineage: Eukaryota; Fungi; Ascomycota; Sordariomycetes; Hypocreales; Ophiocordycipitaceae
Product: mitochondrial carrier protein
Exons: 2
Coding region: 1-1098 (365 amino acids)
Biological process (GO): transport
Molecular function (GO): transmembrane transporter activity
Source: RefSeq, a predicted model, not a curated record
AUGUCACGGUUGCCGCCGCCAUCGUUGCGGCCAGAGGCCGAUGGGCAGAAGCAGCAACCGCCCCAGAAGCGGCGAAGCGACUACAGGGGCUUCGUGGCUGGCGUCUUCAGCGGUGUCGCGAAGCUGUCAGUGGGACACCCGUUCGAUACCAUCAAGGUGCGGCUCCAGACGACCGAGGCGGCACGCUUCGCAGGUCCGCUGCAGUGCGUCGUCCAGACGGUGCGCGGCGAGGGCAUCCGGGGCCUCUACAAGGGUGCCACGCCACCCCUCGUUGGCUGGAUGGUCAUGGACUCUGUCAUGCUGGGUUCCCUGACCGUCUACAGGCGCCUCAUGGCCCAGCAUGUCUUUGGCGUGACCUCAUGGGUGCCCGGCGCCGGCGAUGGGACCACGGGCUUCGGCUUCCGGGCACUGCUGGCCAUGUCCGCCACCACUGAUGUGUCUUCCCCAUCGACGCCCUCAUCAUCAACCUCGUCACCAACCUCGGCGACUCCAAUUUCUUCUCCCCUUCUGUCGCAUCUCCCGCCUCUUGGUCACGGCCUUGCCGGCGUGCUCGCCGGCGCAACCGUCAGCUUCAUCGCUGCGCCAGUCGAGCACAUCAAGGCGCGUCUGCAGAUCCAGUACGCCGCUGUCAAGUCGCAGCGCCUCUACUCCGGUCCGCUCGACUGCGUGGCCAAGAUCUACACACACCACGGCGUCCGCGGCAUCUACCACGGGCUCGGCGCCACUCUCCUCUUCCGCGCAUUCUUCUUCUUCUGGUGGAGCAGCUACGACGUCCUCUCCCGCCUCCUGCGACGCAACACCGAACUCUCGGCGCCCGCCAUCAACUUCUGGGCCGGCGGCCUGAGCGCCCAGGUCUUCUGGCUGACGAGUUACCCGAGUGAUCUCGUCAAGCAACGCAUCAUGACCGACCCACUAGGCGGGCCCUUGGCUGACGGCCAAAGGAAGUACGCCCGCUGGAAGGACGCUGCCGUCGCCGUCUACAAGGAGAAUGGCUGGAAGGGCUACUGGAGGGGCUUUCUGCCUUGCUUCCUGCGAGCCUUUCCCGCCAACGCUGUCGCUCUCGUGGCCUUUGAGGGUGUCAUGAGAACGUUGCCCUGA